AUGAAGUCUUUCUCCCCCGUUGCUGUCGCCUUGAUGGCCGCCUUUGGCAUGGUCGCAGCUGAGAUUUCCGCCUCUGAUUGUGCUACCAUGUGUCUCUCCAACAUGAACGCCCAGGCCUCCGAGUUGGGUUGCAAGACUGGCGACUUGGCCUGCCUGUGCAAGAGCGACAAUUACAAGUUCGGUAUCCGUGACUGCACCAAGGAGGCUUGCCCCAACGACGACGCCGAGAAGGUUCUCGCUGAGGCCGUCGCUAAGUGCCCUGGCGGUGUCGCUGGCUCUGACUCCAGCUCUAGCUCUACCUCUGGCUCUAACUCUACCUCCACCUCUGCCUCUGGUUCCGGUGCUGGCAGCGACGCCACUACCUCCGGCUCUGGCUCCGAAACCACCACUGGCGCAACUGGCUCCAAGACUGCCACCGGCUCCGACUCCAGCGUGACUGGCACUGACGCGUCUGGCUCUGCCUCCGGUGGGAGCGGCUCUGCUACCAAGACUGGCACCGAUGCCAGCGUGACUGGCUCUGACUCUGCUAGCUCCACCUUGGUGACCAAGACCAGCACCAGCACCGGCGAUUCUACCACUGCCACCACUACCACCACUUCCGCUGUCUCUGGCAGCGACUCUGACUCUGGCAACGGCUCCGGCUCCGACUCCGACAGCUCUUCCAGCUCCGCUUCCGGCACUGCUGCUCCCACCUCCAGCGAGGGUGUCGCUGCCCCCAUGGCCACUGUUGGCACUGGUGCUAUGGGCGUCCUCGGUAUGCUCGCUAUCCUCGCUCUGUAA
Molecule: messenger RNA, 780 nt
Organism: Penicillium vulpinum
Lineage: Eukaryota; Fungi; Ascomycota; Eurotiomycetes; Eurotiales; Aspergillaceae
Product: CFEM domain-containing protein
Exons: 4
Coding region: 1-780 (259 amino acids)
Source: RefSeq, a predicted model, not a curated record